CCUGGUCUCAACCGCGCUCUACACCCUUGAGUAGGGUACGAACUGCCCCCCAGCUCGACAGUGUGCGCGCGUGUGAAAUGCAGGGAGAACCGCGCAGAACACUACCCAAAUAGGCACAGCCACCGAGCGCACAGACAGAGCCGCUGAAAAAAAAAGCACUUGAGCAGGGAGAACUUCACUGCGAAGACCGAGACCAGAAAAAUGGGUGGCAAGCUGAGCAAAAAGAAGAAGGGCUACAAUGUGAACGACGAGAAGGCCAAGGACAAGGACGCCAAAGCGGAAGGGGCGUCGGCGGAGGAAGGCGAGGCUCAGAAGGAGAGCAAGGAGGAGGCCCCCGCCGCAGCCGAGAACAGUGAGGCCGCCAACGAAAAGCCUGAGAAGGACGCCCAGCCCAUCACCGACCAGACAGCGGCCAAGGAGGAGGGGAAGGACACCGUGGCCAAGGAGGAGCCGGAGAAGCCCGCCGCCAACGCCGAGCCAAAGGCGGAGGCACCCAAGAGCGCGGAGGCCGCCGCCCCCAAGCAAGAGGAUAAGCAGCCGGCCGCCGCCCCGGCUCCCGCCCCUGCCGCUAAAGAGCCCGCCCCUGAGGCCAAAGCGCAGGCCCCUGCGCCGCCGGUGGCCGAGAGCAAAUCGGAGAGCAAGGACGAGGCCGACGCCAAAAAGACUGAGGCCCCUGCCGCGGCACCAGCGGCGAAGGCCGAGGCGGCGCCGGCCGCCCCGGAACCCAAGCCCACGGAAGCGCCGGCCCCCGCCGCCGCGCCCCCAAAGGAGGCCGCCCCCGCGAAAGAGCCAGCCCCUAGUUCUACAACGGCCGCCGCCGAGAACGCGGCGCCACCCAAGGAGGCCAACGCCACAGAUGCCCCAGUCCCCAGCAAGGAUCAAACCGUAGCAGUUCAAGAUUAAUGGACAGCUUCUUUUAAAACGGAAAUUAACAACAACAACAACAACAACAACAACAAAAAGAAAUGAAUACAAAUUAAAUUAAAUAGCCCACCCGCAUUAUUAUUAUUAUAAUUAUUAUUAUUAUUUUUCUGCUGCAGUGUGUGAACUUUGAUACGAUUCUGUUUUACCCCUCCUUCUCCCCUCCCCCACCCGCCCGAUCCCUACUCCUCCACCCAUUGCCCAGAUUUCCAUCCAUGCCCGCUGGGAUUUGCCAUCUCCAUCUCAACUCUGUUUGAAUCCUCCACCUGGAGGGCCUGGGACCGCACACCAUCGUUUUUUUCCUGGACUAUCUAGGCUGCAGAUGUCUGAAAAUGAAAUGGAAAGGGUAGAAUCUACUUACCAGCUGGACUUGCACUCUAUCGGUUCCACCUGAACCCCGCCCCCCCCCCCAAGCUUCCCUCCCCCCUCCCCUUGCCUCCAGGGUGCUCUGUUCUCUAUUCUGCCUGUUGGGUCAGCGCUGGAGUAAUCCAGUUGCGAUUCUUCCUCUGCGUUGCCUUCGGCUCCGGCUCUCUCAGUUUGGGUUUCUCCUCAUUUCGUUCUGGCUGUCGACACCCCCCCCUCCCCAGCCCACCCCCGUUUCAUUUUGCCACCCGUUUUUUUCCACAGUUCGGAGCCACCGCUUUCGGAAGUGACCGGAGCGGAGUGGCCCCACCCUUCUCCUCUUCUCCUCAUCCUCUCUCUCAUUUUUGAUUUUUUUUGGCAAUCUGACUGACAUAUCUUCCUACGAUCGGUCUGCAAAGCUCGGCGGGUCUCAAGCUCUGGUCCCACCUGAAGUGGGGGAGUGCACUGUUUUCAUAACACAAGUAAACCACCUUGCGUGAAACAGCCCCCUGCGCCCCCGCCAACUUUUCACGCUAUAUCACAAUGUCCGUCAAAAAAAAAGCUUUCACUGUAGAGCGGCACUGGCGGUAGGCCCGCCUGCCCAGCACAAUCCAUGAGGGAGGUGCGGCCCACGUCAACAAACGAGCUGAGAACCACCGAACUCGCCGAUCUCUCUCUCUCUCUCUCUCUCUCUCUCUCUCUCGCUCUCUCUUCAUCUAUCUCUCAUUCUCUGUACUUCUCUAGGUAUAUGAAUAUAUAUCAAUAUAUAUUUCUCUCCCUUUAGGUUCCUGUUUCUUCCUUUCUUGACAACGUAAAUGCAUGUCCGUGGUUGGGUGCACCUGUAGUCCUGUCUUUCGGUCAAGUGGAAA
Molecule: messenger RNA, 2132 nt
Organism: Megalops cyprinoides (Indo-Pacific tarpon)
Lineage: Eukaryota; Metazoa; Chordata; Actinopteri; Elopiformes; Megalopidae
Gene: basp1
Product: brain abundant, membrane attached signal protein 1
Exons: 2
Coding region: 202-903 (233 amino acids)
Source: RefSeq, a predicted model, not a curated record